This is a messenger RNA of Durusdinium trenchii, 1916 nucleotides long. The record is from the annotation of a GenBank genome assembly. NCBI's taxonomy places the organism in Eukaryota, Dinophyceae, Suessiales, Symbiodiniaceae.
UUCGGUACGGUUUUCGCACCCUGGACCGAGCCCGCGCCGCGCCGAGCCCGCCAUGGCGGCGCUGGAGGCUGCGUCCGGCGGUGGGUCGGAGAGGACCCACAGCUUGCCGCGCUUGCCGGGCUUGCCGUUCCACCAACGGCCGUCCGUUGGCACGUGGAAAGUUCCACAAUUCAAGCCCCGCGCAGUUUAUCGAGAUGCAGCGCGACGCGUGCCAGUGCCCCCGAUCCAAGAGGUGAAGCUUGGAGAGAUGUCGGUCGUUGCCGUGAGGCUGCAAACACCCGGCUCAUCUAAGUUUGGCCCAUUCCGGACGCCAACCCUCGACCAGGACGCCCCACGCGAACCGGCCGCCUUUGGUUGGGCCGUCCGUGGCCUUGCCAUCCGUGGCGCGGACGGAGAGUCUGGAGGUUCCCAAAGAGCCGAAGAAAGGAGGUUACCGAUGUGUUGGCACGUGGGUGAAGCCCCACUUUCCUCCGCGUACGGACUACAAGCCCCUGCCUGGAGUGCAGACGGAGCAAGACACGGCAGGCUGGCAAAUGGCCGAGCCCAGCGCAGACACCUGGGACACGUGGCAGGUAGCCGAGGUGGCCGAGCCCGGCGCAGACACUUGGGACACGUGGCAGGUUGCUGAGGUCGCCCAGCCAAGCGCGGACAGCUGGGAGGGUUGGCCAGCGGAUGCCACGACGGCCUCAGCGGAAGCGAAUGCGUGGAGCACCACAAGCACGGCGCCCGCGAAUGCCUCGACCCACACGUCGAAGUCUGGAGCUUGGUGGACUGGAGAGGCUCACACCCACCGCAGCGGCUACGGUGCCGAUCGCCGGAACGGCUAUCGUUCCGGUUCGCAGCAUCGAAACCGGAACAGGGACUGGACCAGCGAGACCGGAACGGCGCGGAGUUGGAGGAAGGACGCCACGGCACAGACCUGGGAAUCGUGGAGUGCACCGCGGGAGAGAGACACGCAGGGUGAGGCAUGGCACAACGGCACGUCCCGGUCCCACCGCGACCGCGACAACGGCACGUCCCGCCGCGCCCCGUCGCGGCCGCGCACGCGGGAGUGGGACGGAAGCAGCUGGCACGGAAACCGAUGGCAGGCUGAUGAUAAAAGUGAUUGGAAUGAACACCAUGGUCGAAAUGAUGAACGCGACUGGCAUGCACAGCAGCAGAACUACUCAUCACGGGAUGAUGGUCGCAGCAGGCAGUGGGACGAGUGGAAUGCACCCGCAGUGCGGGAAGAAGCCGCGAAGUCCUGGUGGGACACGCCUUCACAGAAUCACACAGCAUCGCGCGAGGGAGCGUGGGGCGGUGAGCAACGACGCGCCAGAGACGAGCGCGGAGAUCGAUGGAAGCCGCAGUCGUGGGAGACGCGUGACACGUGGCAAGAGGAUUGGCAUUUCAACCGCGCUCGCCCGACGCCGACCCACGACAAAGCGAGGGACAAUUGGGACAGCUGGAACGGGCGAGCCGCAGGCGCGACUCUGCCGGAUCGAGCCUGGACGACGCCGUCCACGUGGGGCGAGCAGCGGUCUUCCCAGCGGCAAGAGUGGCAUUCCGAUGGAGGCCGUGGAGGAACGCAAGGAUGGUCCGAAUGGUCUGCAGCUGAAGAGGCUGGGAAGGUGGAGCCGUGGAAGAAGUGGGCCCCGGAGGCCGCGCCGGAGGCCCCGAUGCAGUCCGAUUGGGGCGCCUGGUCAGUGGAUGAGCCGAAGAGCACUGAGGAGCUGUGGGCGAAUUGGAAGCCACAGGCUGCACCGCAGGCACCGCAGGCAGUCGAGACCUGGACACAGUGGGGGUCAGCGUGCCCCCAGGCAGAUGCGCAUCCCUCCGCAAUGCGGCCCGUGCUACACUUUCAAUGAUCGAAAAAAUGGUGUUCAGGGAUGGGCCAGAUUCGCAUGAAAGUCGAAGAAGGCCACGUUUGCCAGGUG